This is a messenger RNA of Vicugna pacos (alpaca), 1104 nucleotides long. The record is from RefSeq and is a predicted model, not a curated record. Lineage: Eukaryota; Metazoa; Chordata; Mammalia; Artiodactyla; Camelidae.
AAUAAAGCUGUUGGUCUAAUUCAGCCGUGUGUGGGUGUUCUUGGUCCUCUGCCCAUCGGCCGGGAAAAUGCGUCUCUUGUCGCUGGGACCGAGGUGUGCUGUGGAGAAGAGACCCUUGUGGGACACCUUCCCAGCCUGCUUUGAACGAUGCCAUGCAGGGACGGAAUCUGGUUUUGGUGGUUGCCAGAGUGGCGGGUAUGAUCUCAACCUCUUCGCCAGCCCUCCUGACUGCAACUUCCUGUGUUCUGUCUGCCAUGGGGUUCUCAAGAGACCAGUGAGGUUGCCAUGCAGCCACAUCUUCUGCAAGAAGUGCAUCCUCCGGUGGCUGGCCAGACAAAAGACCUGUCCGUGCUGCAGGAAAGAGGUGAAACGGAAAAAGAUGGUCCAUGUGAAUAAACUCCGGAAGACCAUUGGCCGUCUGGAAGUCAAGUGCAAGAACGCCGAAGCUGGCUGCCUGGUGACGUGCCCACUUGCCCAUCGUAAGGGGCACCAGGACUCAUGCCCUUUUGAGCUGAUGGCCUGCCCCAACGAGGGCUGCAUGUCUCGGGUGCCUCGCGGGGACCUGGCCGAGCACCAGCAGCACUGCCAGCAUGGUGCCCAUCAACGCUGCCCCCUGGGCUGCGGGGCCACACUGGGCCCAGCCGAGCGUGCGAAUCACAACUGCUACCGUGAGCUGCGGGAGGCCUGGAGCCAGCGCCAGGAGCGCAGCCGGACCCUGGUGUUGUGCCUGCUGCGGCGCAUGCGCAAAAUGCACCAAACCACCAACCUCAUCCGCCGGCAGCUGGCCCAGCUCGGAGACUUCCUGGAGGAAGAUGAUGCCCUGCUUGUGGGCGCCCCACAAGAGGAGGCUGAGGCCACCCCAGAAGGCAGCUUUGGGGCUGAGUUUGGGGGGCCCAGGACCAAGGUACCUUGUAAAUAGAGGGAUAAAUAAACGCAGAGCCCAGGCCUGGCCGCCUCACCACCUCUGUGUUUGCUGACCUUACACCUUUACCACGUUUGCGGGCCCUCUCACCUUUCCAGGCACUAUUCCCUUCACCCCAAAUGGUCAUUCUGGCCUUUCUCCUGGACCUUUGCAAGUUCUUCCCAACCAGUUCUUCACAAUGG